This is a messenger RNA of Sclerotinia borealis F-4128, 3045 nucleotides long. NCBI's taxonomy places the organism in Eukaryota, Fungi, Ascomycota, Leotiomycetes, Helotiales, Sclerotiniaceae. The record is from the annotation of a GenBank genome assembly.
AUGGCUUCAAGGAAGCUACAUGCUAUUGAAAAUGAUAAAAAGGAGGAAAAACUCGCCGGUAUAAGAAAACCUGGUUCUAAGGCUCAGGCAUGCCGAAAACGCCGUAUCAAAUGCGGGGAGGAGAAACCAACAUGUCAAAACUGUUCCAAGUCCAAAAGGCACUGUGAGGGCUACAAUCAGAGACUUGUAUUCAAGGACCCUUUGAGUGCAACCCGAGGGCCAUUCGCCAAUUCAUCCCAGGUCAAUUUCUCAUCAUCGGGAUCUGGCCGUACAAAUCAACGUGGUGUUGAAGCUUCGAAUUCCGCUACUCUGGCGCAGGGGCAAUUAGCGAAUCUUGCACCAAGACCAGGUGAUUCGGGUAUAUGUAAUAAACCCCCACCCAGGUCUGUCAACGAGACAAAUCCUGGCUUUGAGCAAAGCAUACAUGUCUUUUCUGGUCGCCCGAAUCAUACUUUGGGUAUCAAAGGGAGCACUUCUCAAGAAAUUCCAGAGGUGACGUCGAGCUACAGCGAUACCGUAGAUCGUUCAUACCUACCGAGUCCCGAAGACAGAUCACCCCCAAAUCCCGGACCAACUCAUUAUGAUUUCAAUGCUAUUUUUGAGCAGCAGUCGCCGCCCGAGGGACAUCAAAUACCCGUUACGGGACUUAGUCCGUUGAAAUGGAUUGCCAAUCAAAAUAGUGAAUCUCAUUCCUAUCCUCCUCAAGAAGAUGCCCAUAAUCCCAAUACACAAUUUACGCUUCCCACACCACCCACGGUGACCACUCUCAGCGAUUCAAGCUGGCAGAAACCCGCUUUUUCUCAUCCACCCGAGAUAAGCUCAAGCAUAUCUUACAUCCCGAUUACAACCCAAGUGACACACAGUAUGGAACCAGCUUAUACACCUCACCUUGAGAUGCCGCAUAACUUCAGUCAAGCAUCGGAAGGGAACUCUUCAUCUCAUGCCAGUGCAAAUCAAAACACCGUCAACGACAGUAAUUUUCCCGAAGAGAGAUACCGAAAUGAACGAUUGUUCGAUGAUGAUGAAAUGAGCAUGGAUGAUUAUGCAACAGAUGACUUGGAACAUGAUACUUUCGAGGGUAACAACAUGCACCAUGGCAUUGGGCCGGUGAUUGCACUUCAAGCUCGACAGAAUAGGCAGGAUCAAAACCUUCGUUCUUUCACCUCGCUGAUAAAUCGAUCCGACAUGUUAUCGGCUUACAAUCCUUCCCUCCGACUGUCUCCGCUAAAUGACAGUAUGACGGCUAGAAUAUUUUGUCAUUUCAUCAACGUGACUGGACCCAGUAUAUCGAUGUUCGAGCGAAAUCCCGCCAAUCCCUCUUUAAUAUUUCAGGGGAAAUCCAUACCAUCUUCUCAGCAACACAUCUGGACUUACACAGUUCCAAUGCUUGCUUUGAAGAAUGAAGCACUUCUUCACGCAAUACUCGCCAUAGCCAGUCUUCAUAUUGCGAAGCUGCAAAACUCCCACAUAACUGCAUCUUUGAAGCACUACGCAAUUGCUUUACGAAGGAUUGCAAAGAGCGUCAACAUACCUGGGCGCCGAGAACAACCUGCUAUUUUGGCUGCAACAAUGUUGCUCUCAUUCUACGAGUGCUGGUGUGCUGACCAUCAAAAGUGGAGUAACCAUCUACUUGGGACGAGAACUCUUGUAAGAGACAUUGAUUUUACUGGCAUGACUCAUCAUCUGAAGAUAAUGAGGGCACAGUUGCGUAACGAAGACCGCGCUCGCUAUCGUGAAGAGCAGAUACACAUGGGUACAACAUAUUUUGAAGACAAACGCAGAUUUGCAGCUUCAUUGGAAGAUGUGGACGAAAACAUUGUUGGGGUUUUGAUGGGUCGAAGACUGCGUUAUGAUGAGUAUGGACAUAUAAUCGACGAUGUUUCGGAUCACACCGAAGACAGAGUUUACAGCCCUAAGGAUAUUGAAACUUAUGAAAUGCAACGCGAUCUUGUGUGGUGGUACUUCAAACAAGACGUUUACCAAAGUAUAUUAGGUGGCGGAAAACUCUUCACGGAAUAUGACCGGUGGAGUCUUUGCCCCCCGCGUGCUCCCCUUGGACGAAGAGAUGCAGUAUACGGCACGUUUGAUCAUCUCAUUCUUUUAAUGGGACGACUUGCAGAUUUCGCUUCAAAAGACUUGAAAAGGAAGACACGAGCCAUGAAGGCUGCUAAUAACCCCAUAAGUAAUCAAAUGCCAAAUUUUGCAGGCAUGGUACCAAAUGUCAAAGAGCCAACGCUUCCCAUGGGGUUCUCACCAACAUAUAGUGUCUCUCCUCAAAGCUCAGAAGCAGACGAUGUGGAUCUUGAAGCUCGACGGCUCGAAGCUGAAGAUGAAUGGCAAGAUAUUCGCAAUGCCUUUAGUGUACUUGAAGAUCACUUUGGUGAAGACUUUCAACCUUUGGGUGAAGAAUUCUCAACGCCAGCGCAAACCCCCUUCGGUCCAGCUCUGCAGUACCGAACUUAUGGCAUUUCUGGCAUCUGGAUGAACUAUUACAUGGGUCUCAUUUCUUGUCACCGGUCUCAUCCUUCUAUGCCACCUGCAGCAAUGGUAGCUGCAGGUAUGGCGGCUCGUAAGACAGCGUUUUUCGCGAAUGAAAUCGGGCGAAUCGCCGCCGGUAUUGCACCAGACCUAAGCAUGACAACUCAAGUCAAUCCAGGCGUUGGUGCAGCACUUAUGGAAAGUUCUACCUGCCUAUUUCUGUCGGGUGUCCAAUAUCAAAAUGUAGAUCAGAGGACGUGGCUAAUAUGCCGGCUUAAAGAUGUGGCUCGUCUGACGGGCUGGGAAACAGCACUUGCAAUUGCAACCGGCUGUGAGACAUCUUGGGUCAAAGCUGGAGAGAUGGGGAGAGGUCCACCAUACGAAAGAACGAGGGAUGAGCGAGUAGCACCACAAAUGUGGAAUUUUACACGAAAUGUUGAAAGAGUUGUACGAGAGCAAAAAGCCACUGAACAGAAAUUGGUAAUUGGCACCCAUGAGAGAAUUCAUUAUGCACUCGGCGUCUUAGGCGUCCAGGACCAUUUUGAAAAUCUAGAUCUAGAUUCAUGA